UGCACGGGCUCCGGGCAAGCUCCCAGGGCUGCGCUCGCCUCCUUCCUGCCGCUGUUACCUCUGCCGGGAGGGCGGGUCCGAGCCCAGAGUGAAGGAGGGAAAGGGGCUGGCGCGUCAUGCCCUUGUCACUCCGUGCCAAGCUCCUUAGGGACCUGAUCCUGGACGUAUGGGGAAUCGCUGCCUUCCUGGUCAACCUUGGCGCCAACCUGUGGGCCGUGAGCCAGUAUGUGCUCAGUGGUCGCUACGUGUGGGCCGCACUGGUGCUGACGUUGCUGGGCCUCGCCUCGGUUGCACUGCAGGUCUUCAGCUGGGUCUGGCUGCGCGCCGACCCCCUUGGCCUGCACGUGUCGCAGCCUCCAGGCCGCUGUCUGGCGCUGCUGCACCUCCUGCAGCUGGGGUACCUGUACAGGUGCAAGCAAAGCCUGCAGCAGGGUCUGUUGGUGUGGCAGCAGCAAGUGCCUUCUGACUUUGACUUGGCUUAUGCCGAUUUCCUCUCCCUGGACAUCAGUAUGCUACGGCUCUUUGAGACCUUCCUAGAGAAGACACCGCAGCUCACGCUGAUCCUGGCCAUCGUGCUGCACAGUGGCCGGGCUGAGUGCUACCAAUGGGUCGUCAUUAUCAUGUCCCUCGUGAGUAUCUCAUGGGCACUGCUUGACUACCACCGGGCCUUGCGCACCUGCCUUCCCUCCCAGCACCACCUCCGGCUGGGCUCCUCUGUGAUCUACUUCCUGUGGAACCUGCUGCUGCUGUGGCCCCGAGUCCUGGCUGUGGCCCUGUUCUCAGCCCUCUUCCCCCGCUAUGUGGCUCUGCACUUCUUGGGCCUGUGGCUGGUGCUGCUGUUGUGGGUCUGGCUUCAGGGCACUGACUUUAUGCCAGAUCCCUGCUCUGAGUGGCUGUACCGGGCAACGGUAGCCACCAUCCUUUACUUCUCCUGGUUCAAUGUGGCUGAGGGUCACACUCGAGGCCGUGCCACCAUCCACCUGAUGUUUCUCCUGAGUGACAGCGCUCUCAUGGUGGUCACUUGGGUGCCUUACGGUGCCUGGCUGCCUAGUGGGAUCCUGUUGCAGAUCUUGCUGCCCGUGGGAGGCGCCAGCUUCCUUUUGGGUCUGGUUCUACGGCUUGUCUACUACCACUGGCUGCACCCUCGCUGCCACUGGGAGUCUGCCCAGGUGGAUGGGACCCGGGCCCUCCACUUCCCUGAGUGGUGUCAGCUGCCUCAGAACAGUCGCAUGAUCGAGUUGGCUCAGAACUUUUUCCCCAAGGCUAGGGAUGAGGCUUCUUUGCCAUGGGAGGGAGAGGUGAAUGGGGUCCUUUAAGGCAGGGUCAGACCCAGCCAGGGACAGGACGACAGAUGGAAUCAACUGGUAAAAUGCAGAAGCUAAGCUAAUAAUGCUGCUAUAGGCCUUGAUUCACUCAACAAGCACUGAUGCCUGAUCUUGCCAGGCACUGAAGGCCAGAGUUGAGUAAGACAGGCCUGCCUUCAAGGAUGAGAACAACGUGAGAAGGGCCAGGUCUUAGAGGGUGAAGGGCCCAAUUGUGUACAAAACACUUUGGGAGGAAAGAAGAGAUCUCCUCCCCCUUUUCUCUUUCUCCCAACCAGUAGAGCUGGUGCUCCAAAGCUUCCCCGUGUUGGUAUUGCCACCUCCAAAAUAAUUGGUAGGGGUGCUGUCCCACCCCUUGGUCCCCCUAUCCCAGGCUAGAAUGGCCCUAAGACCUCCAAGAUGUGUUCUCUAGAAUUCUUCCUCCCGUGCCCCACCUCACUUCAUUCUAGUGGAGACAUAAACAGGCUAAGUAGAACAGUGUAUCGGAUAGUGUUAAGUGCUAAAAGUAGGGAAGGGGACAGGGCGAGUGUGUUUAUGUUUUGGUGUGUUAUGUCAUUCAGUUCAUUCACCAAGUGUUUACUGAGAGUGUUUUAUGUGCCAGCAACAUCAUUCUAUCCUUGGAACCAGGAACAAGAUCAGCUGCCACCCCUACCCUCUCCAGCUGCUCCUGUGUGGGCUCAUGCUGGAAGCCAGAGAUGCCCACCUGGCUGGCCUGCGACAACCCCUCGAAGGCCUUCGUGCAGCUGGCCCAACGUUUGUCCCUGCUCUCAACCAAGUGCCUUGUGAACCUGUGGUCAGGGUUCGGGCACAGCCCAUUGAGUAUUUUUUUAUAUUUCAGACAGUGUACUUUCUACCUCAGUCUAUAUAAGAAGAGAAUGUGUGUGCCUGUGUCUCUGUGAGACAUGUGUUGUUGUUUUUGAACAGUAUUAGGUUAUUAUUAAAAUCUCAUGAAAUCUUCCAACCUAGUUGUGUCAACACAAUUCAAAGCUGCUGGGCAAGAGGGGGGUCAGGGACACAAAGUCCAUGGCUCAAAACUGGUAAAGGCUCUGGGACAGAGAAGAGGGCUGGCUUAGGCAGGACCCCUCAACCUUGUUUUCCAAGUUUCUGGAGCUGAUGAGCCAGUGCGGGGUUGAUAGUUCAAGUGGGCAUGAGAACCUGGACUGACUAGUGUGUGCUGCUGGGCCUGGCAGGCGUAGCCGCACCCUUUGUACCAGGAAGUGAAUAUGGGAGCCCAGGGGAAGGCGUUUUUGCUGGGAGCUCAGGGAGGGAGUAAAGGAUGAGGUGGCUUAGGGGAUGUGCAAGUGGGCAGUGGUGCCAGGGAGGUGGAACCGUUUGUUGCUCCUGGCAGGUCUGGUUUGGAGAAACUAGGAACAGGAAAAAGGCGCUGGAGACAGAAGAAAAGGUUGCAGUCACCACUGUGAUGGGGCUCAGGAGAGUCUCAGUUUCAUCAUUCAUUCAUUCUAGUGGAGACAUAAACAGGCUAAGUAAAACAGUGUAUCGGAUAGUGUUAAGUGCUAAAAGUAGGGAAGGGGACAGGGAGAGUGUGUUUAUGUGUUGGUGUGUUAUGUGGAAGUUAGUUUUAUACAGAAUGGCCAAGGAAGGCCUCCCUGAGAAGUCAAGCCUUACUAAAGAUGAGGGAGCUACGCACAUGAAUUGUAUCCCAGACACCCAGUCAACAGUGACUGUAUGAAGGAGGGCUUGUAGGGGCUUAUUGGCCCGCAGCCAAGGAUGACACAGAGAUGAGGGUUGGGAGCAGAGAGAGGUUCUGGGAAGAUGAUGCUGUGUUUUUUUGUUUGUUUUGUUUUGUUUUUAAGCUGAGCCAUCCUGCUACCAGUUGGCAGCUCAAUGGCUGCU
Hipposideros armiger (great roundleaf bat) is the source of this 3176-nucleotide messenger RNA. RefSeq names its product XK related 8 (gene XKR8). The transcript has 3 exons. NCBI's taxonomy places the organism in Eukaryota, Metazoa, Chordata, Mammalia, Chiroptera, Hipposideridae. Gene Ontology annotation, biological process: apoptotic process involved in development; phosphatidylserine exposure on apoptotic cell surface; engulfment of apoptotic cell. Gene Ontology annotation, cellular component: plasma membrane. The record is from RefSeq and is a predicted model, not a curated record. The coding region runs from base 117 to 1316 and encodes 399 amino acids.